GGAGCGCGCCUGUAUGAUCUGCAUGGAGAGACGCGGCGGCGGCGCGGUGACGGUCACGUGACGGAAUCUGCUGCUGGCUGACUGAAGCGUGUUAGCAGAUUUUUCUGUUUUGUACAUACAUUGUUUUGUAUAUACUGUAUAUGAUGACCUCGGUGGGCGUCGAACGAGCCCGGGGCACUCGAGACAAAGCACUGCCCACUACCACACAGACCACACAACCACAGAAACAUCUUCAGGCUACAGCCGAACAGAUCCGACUGGCCCAGAUGAUCUAUGACAAGAACGAUGCAGAUUUUGAGGAUAAAGUGAAACAGCUCAUGGAGGUUACAGGGAAGAACCAAGACGAUUGCAUGGUUGCUCUUCAUGACUGCAACGAGGAUGUCAACAGAGCCAUCAACUUCCUGCUUGAGGGAACUUCUGAUGCGACCAGUUGGGAAACAGUUGGAAAAAAGAAAAGUCUUGGAAAGGAUACCACCUCCACGGAGAGUAAGGAAAACAAGGAGAACAGGGAGAAGAAAGAGAGGGAAAGCAGCAAGGGUCGUGGAGGAGCGAGCCGUCGUGGCAGAGGGACCAGUCGCAACCGGCCAGCGAGGACUGAGGAGAAUGGCGUGGACCCUGCUGCUGUUGAGAGAGGUGCUGACCGUGGCCGCAGGGGAAGAGGGAGAGUGUCUGGAGGUAGAGGCAGAGGUCGGGCUCCAGUUACCAGCAGGUUUACAGCACAGGGGAUGGGGACCUUUAACCCUGCAGACUACACCACAGACAGAAGGACUUCAAAUUCACAUGCUGAUGUCUGGGAGACGGGGGCCAACGACACUACAGAUGGGACAGUGGCAUGGCAAAACACUUUGGACGAGUGGGCAGCUGAAGACUGGAGUGAAGAUCUCUCUGAGACCAAAGUGUUCACUUCCUCUUGUGCACCCCCAACUGAGAACCCCAUCACACCUGGCCAAAGUCUGGACCUAUCAACUCUGCUGCAGAAGCCUGUGGAUCGAGAGGAGGUGGGAGGUCUUAAGGCCGUGGGCUCCUCUCAGGGGCUUGGCCACAGUCUGGUCUUUACAAACUCCCACCACCAGCCUGCUCGCAACGGCGGCACUUCUGCUGUUUCCAACAGCUACACACACGCCACACUGUCCUCUGUUUUGGGUUCUGGUUUUGGAGAGCUGGGUGGUCCAAAACUCGGGCAGACGGCCGGGCAGCAAAUACUGGAACAGCUGAAGGGGCCUGGUCUUGGGCAGCUUACCUCCCAGCCCUCCAGCACAGGGACCAACUGCACCCCUGUAGGGGGGCUGGUGGGGACGGGGAUGUCUGUCCCCUCCUCCUCCUGGGACAUCAAACCUCCUGGAACACAGAGCUCCACUUCACUCCCCUCCCAAUUCAGUCGGGAGUUUCAGAUGCAGCCAGAGCCAUCAUUGGUGCUAAGCCAAAUCGCCCAGCGACAGCAGGGCUCCCUGACUCACAUGGGACCUCUAGCCAGGCAACUCAGCCCUCCCCCCCUGAGCGCCCCUUCACCCGCCCUGGGCACACUGGAAGCCUUUCCGAAAGCACCGGAACCUUCUCAGCACCGUGAUGGGCCCUCGAUGGCCCCCUCACAGACAGCCGAAUCUCAGGGCAGCAGCACGCAUCAGCGGCAGAUAAAGACUCAAAAGCGACGGAUACCUCCCACUUCCAAGAUUCCUGCGUCUGCUGUAGAGAUGCCUGGCUCAGCAGAUAUGUCUGGUCUAAAUGUGCAGUUUGGAGCCCUGGACUUCGGUUCAGAAUCUGCCCUGCCGGACUUUGGCCAGUCUGAGAACUGCAACAGUGAACCCAUAAGGGAGGCUGUGGUGGUUCCUCAGUCACAGAGCAGCCUUUACUCUAAACCAAUCAGUGAAUCUCUGACUAGUCCGGUCCCUUUGCUGCUGCCUCUGGCCUCUUCUGACAGCAUCUACCCCUCUCCUUCAGUACCUCUCCCCAGCCUCGCCCCCUCCCACACCACCCCCAGCUUGGCCGUGGCCCCCUCGUCCUCUUCAUCCUCCUCUUCCUCCUCUGCGGCAUCAUCAGCGGGUAACAGCUUUGACUGCGGUGUGGCUCCUCACUCAAGACUGACCUUCUCUCAGAGCAAGGAGCCUUCUGGACCGGUGACAAACGGUUUCAAUGGUGCGAGGACCUCUGCUGCUUUAGACACCACAUCGAGUUCCUCCACUCCAAAACAAGAGUCUCCCUCUCUGGGCAGCAGCGCAAGUGUUGCCCCGUCUGCCCCAUCCUCACUGUUGCCCUCUUCUGUUACACCACACAGCUCUGCUUUGCCCAGCCUGGCAUCUGAGCUGUCCUCGGCCAGCUUACCUCCCCUCAGCAGUCAUGUGAACAGUGGCCAUUCCUCUGUGUCGGCACUUUGCACCACAUCUUCACUUACAUAUACCAGUGUGGACAGCGUGAACUCUCUCGCCCCCUCAUCGAUGCCGUUUUCCUUGCUGCCUGUGUCUGCUCUGCCCAGCAGCAGUGUUAGCAGCUCAGUGAGUGGCAACAACAAUCUGCACGGGUCUGGAGUUUUGGGUCACAGCAUCAACGGUAGCACACCUUCCGGUGUCAGGACUGUCCCGCUACUGUCUUCCUCCAGCGGUAAAACUCCUCCUAAUCUCUCUCAGGGGGUUCCUCCACUGCUGCCUAACCAGUACAUCAUGGGACCUGGAGGUUUGCUGCCUGCCUAUCCGCAGAUUUAUGGCUAUGAAGACCUCCACAUGCUCCAAUCCAGACUACCAAUGUUGACUGACACUGGACAUCUUGAGAGCAGAAUGUGUAUUUUUCUCCAUUUAGGUGAUGUCACAAAAUUCGGCAGAGGUGAAUCCACCUCACCAGCGCCCUCUACCAGCCUGUCUGCUGCUCAUGCCCCACAGACGGUGCAGGCUCAGAGCCAAGGACAGAACCAGCACCAGCCGCAGGGCCAUCACAACACACAACAACCCUUCCUAAACCCAGCCCUGCCCCCUGGAUACAGCUACACAGGCCUUCCCUACUACCCCGGUGUGCCUGGCAUGCCCAGCGCGUUCCAGUACGGCCCCACCAUGUUCAUGCCCCCUGCUUCGGCCAAGCAGCACGGCAUGGGACUGAGCAACCCAACAACGCCAUUCCAGCAGCCCAGCGGCUACGGCCAACAUGCCUUUAGCUCAGGGUACGAUGACCUGACGCAAGGCCCAGCAGGGGCUGAGUACAGCAAAGGUUACAGUAACUCUUCUCAAACACAGGCCAAAUCUGCUGCCUCCGGCCCAGGGAAAGGUGUCUCUGUGACAUCUAGCAAUUCUGGGGUGCCAGACAUCAGUGGAACUGUUUACAAUAAAACGCAGCCGUUCGAUAAGCAGGGUUUCCAUGCUGGCACACCUCCUCCUUUCAACCUCCCCUCGGCUCUGGGUGGCACGGGACCUUUAACCCCUGGUGCUGCCCCUGGUUAUGCUCCUGCUCCAUUCCUUCACAUUCUGCCGGCCCACCAGCAGCCCCAUUCACAGCUGCUCCAUCAUCACCUCACCCAGGACGGACAGGGUGGGCUAAGCCAGAGAAGCCAGUCCAGCACCAUGCAGCAGAAGACCCAGGUCAACAAGUCCAACUAUGGCAGCUCCCCUUACUGGGGCAACUGAGCGCAGUCCACAGCGCAGGUGCCGUCCCGUACCCAGUGACACGCCGAUCAGAUCAGAGGGACGCCCGUACACACUACCAUCAUCCUCAUCCUCCUCCCACGUUCUCAUCUCCCUUAUUCAAAGUUUUGGCUGUUGUAUGUAAAGUAUAUUUAUGUAUGUAUUUAUACAGUAUAUAUGUAUUGGUAGGAUAUGAAAUGUGGUUUUUCUGCAUUUUGAUUUUGAAGGAUUUUUUGUUGUUGUUUUUAUUUCAUUGCUAACUGGCUAAGAGGAUAUGAUAGAGAAGUGAUGAGAACAUAACAGAAGGGUGAAUAUACUUGAAGCAAAGCAGGCAUCAUGAUUCAAACAUGGGAGUUUUUAUUUGUAUACAUAACCCCGAUAAUGUAUGUACAUUACAGCUAAGCUUGAUCAUUUGAUGGUGAAGCCUUUUUUAACUUUUGUAUUUUGCCCCUCUCCCACCCCCUUCACCUGUGAACUUUUUUUUCUAUGGAGGGGGAUUUUAAGUUCAGUGUUUAAUUAUGUUCCCUCUGCCCUUCAUAAUUAUGCCCCCAACCACCAAAUUGGCUAAACAGUAGCAUUUUAGAUCAGAUUUCAUUUUAACAUUGGUUUUACCCUUGUUGUCAAAAUAAAACUGUCCAGUUUACU
Sinocyclocheilus grahami is the source of this 4247-nucleotide messenger RNA. RefSeq names its product ubiquitin associated protein 2a (gene ubap2a). The record is from RefSeq and is a predicted model, not a curated record. The transcript is spliced from 27 exons. Gene Ontology annotation, cellular component: cytoplasm; nucleus. Lineage: Eukaryota; Metazoa; Chordata; Actinopteri; Cypriniformes; Cyprinidae. Bases 141 to 3605 code for a protein of 1154 amino acids. Gene Ontology annotation, molecular function: protein binding.